This is a messenger RNA of Cercocebus atys (sooty mangabey), 2944 nucleotides long. Its product is annotated as heat shock 70 kDa protein 1. Lineage: Eukaryota; Metazoa; Chordata; Mammalia; Primates; Cercopithecidae. The coding region runs from base 643 to 2568 and encodes 641 amino acids. The record is from RefSeq and is a predicted model, not a curated record. Gene Ontology annotation, molecular function: ATP-dependent protein folding chaperone; ubiquitin protein ligase binding; ATP binding. Gene Ontology annotation, biological process: regulation of mitotic spindle assembly; cellular response to unfolded protein; positive regulation of proteasomal ubiquitin-dependent protein catabolic process. The transcript has a single exon. Gene Ontology annotation, cellular component: blood microparticle; cytoplasm; vesicle.
CAUGCACCGCCUCCUUCGAGAAGCAAGAUAACUUUCGGGUUUUGGUGGUCUCCAAAGUCAUCCGACCAAUUUUGCACCGCCCUAAAAUUACAAGCCCUGAGCUGGCCCUUCCUGUCAACUACCUACUGAAGGGCAAGCGGCCAGCAUCGCCAUGGAGACCAACACCCUUCCCACCGCCACUCCCCCUUCCUCUCAGGGCUCCUGUCCCCUCCAGUGAAUCCCAGAAGACUCUGGAGAGUUCUGAGCAGGGGGCGGCACCCUGGCCUCUGAUUGGUCCAAGGAAGGCGGGGGGGGGAGGGGGCAGGACGGGAGGCGAAACCCCUGGAAUAUUCCCGACCUGGCAGCCUCAUCGAGCUCGGUGAUUGGCUCAGAAGGGAAAAGGCGGGUCUCCGCGACGACUUAUAAACGCCGAGGGGCCAGGGGUCCGGAAAACGGCCAGCCUCAGGAGCUGCUGCGACAAUCGGUUUCCUUUUCUGAGAGUGACUCCCUCGGUCCCAAGGCUUUCCCAGAGCGAACCUGUGCGGCUGCAGGCAGCAGCGCCGUUGAGUUUCCGGCGUUCCGGAGGACUGAGCUCUUGUCGCGGGUCCGGUCCGCCGUUUCCAGUCCCGAAUCUCGGAGCGGAGCAGACAGCAGGGCACCGGCAUGGCCAAAGCCGCGGCGAUCGGCAUCGACCUGGGCACCACCUACUCCUGUGUGGGGGUGUUCCAGCACGGCAAGGUGGAGAUCAUCGCCAACGACCAGGGCAACCGCACCACCCCCAGCUACGUGGCUUUCACAGACACCGAGCGGCUGAUCGGGGAUGCGGCCAAGAACCAGGUGGCGCUGAACCCGCAGAACACCGUGUUUGACGCCAAGCGGCUGAUCGGCCGCAAGUUCGGCGACCCGGUGGUGCAGUCGGACAUGAAGCACUGGCCUUUCCAGGUGAUCAACGACGGAGACAAGCCCAAGGUGCAGGUGAGCUACAAGGGGGAGACCAAGGCAUUCUACCCCGAGGAGAUCUCGUCCAUGGUGCUGACCAAGAUGAAGGAGAUCGCCGAGGCGUACCUGGGCUACCCGGUGACCAACGCGGUGAUCACCGUGCCGGCCUACUUCAACGACUCGCAGCGCCAGGCCACCAAGGAUGCGGGGGUGAUCGCGGGGCUCAACGUGCUGCGGAUCAUCAACGAGCCCACGGCGGCGGCCAUCGCCUACGGCCUGGACAGAACGGGCAAGGGGGAGCGCAACGUGCUCAUCUUUGAUCUGGGCGGGGGCACCUUCGACGUGUCCAUCCUGACGAUCGACGACGGCAUCUUCGAGGUGAAAGCCACGGCCGGGGACACCCACCUGGGUGGGGAGGACUUUGACAACAGGCUGGUGAACCACUUCGUGGAGGAGUUCAAGAGAAAACACAAGAAGGACAUCAGCCAGAACAAGCGAGCCGUGAGGCGGCUGCGCACCGCCUGCGAGAGGGCCAAGAGGACCCUGUCGUCCAGCACCCAGGCCAGCCUGGAGAUCGACUCCCUGUUUGAGGGCAUCGACUUCUACACGUCCAUCACCAGGGCGAGGUUCGAGGAGCUGUGCUCGGACCUGUUCCGAAGCACCCUGGAGCCCGUGGAGAAGGCCCUGCGCGACGCCAAGCUGGACAAGGCCCAGAUCCACGACCUGGUCCUGGUCGGGGGCUCUACCCGCAUCCCCAAGGUGCAGAAGCUGCUGCAGGACUUCUUCAACGGGCGCGACCUGAACAAGAGCAUCAACCCCGACGAGGCUGUGGCCUACGGGGCGGCGGUGCAGGCGGCCAUCCUGAUGGGGGACAAGUCCGAGAACGUGCAGGACCUGCUGCUGCUGGACGUGGCUCCGCUGUCGCUGGGGCUGGAGACGGCCGGAGGCGUGAUGACUGCCCUGAUCAAGCGCAACUCCACCAUCCCCACCAAGCAGACACAGAUCUUCACCACCUACUCGGACAACCAACCCGGGGUGCUGAUCCAGGUGUACGAGGGCGAGAGGGCCAUGACGAAGGACAACAAUCUGUUGGGGCGCUUCGAGCUGAGCGGCAUCCCUCCGGCCCCCAGGGGCGUGCCCCAGAUCGAGGUGACCUUCGACAUCGAUGCCAACGGCAUCCUGAACGUCACGGCCACGGACAAGAGCACCGGCAAGGCCAACAAGAUCACCAUCACCAACGACAAGGGCCGCCUGAGCAAGGAGGAGAUCGAGCGCAUGGUGCAGGAGGCAGAGAAGUACAAAGCGGAGGACGAGGUGCAGCGCGAGAGGGUGUCAGCCAAGAACGCCCUGGAGUCGUACGCCUUCAACAUGAAGAGCGCCGUGGAGGAUGAGGGGCUCAAGGGCAAGAUCAGCGAGGCCGACAAGAAGAAGGUGCUGGACAAGUGUCAAGAGGUCAUCUCGUGGCUGGAUGCCAACACCCUGGCCGAGAAGGACGAGUUUGAGCACAAGAGGAAGGAGCUGGAGCAGGUGUGUAACCCCAUCAUCAGCGGACUGUACCAGGGUGCGGGUGGUCCUGGGCCUGGCGGCUUCGGGGCUCAGGGUCCCAAGGGAGGGUCUGGGUCAGGCCCCACCAUUGAGGAGGUAGAUUAGGGACCUUCGUUCCUUAUUAUGUUUGUCUUUGAGGUGGACUGUUUGGACUCAAGGACUUUGCUGCUGUUUUCCUAUGUCAUUUCUACUUCAGCUCUUUGCUGCUUCACUUCUUUGUAAAGUUGUAUCCUGAUGGUAAUUAGCUGGCUUCAUUAUUUUUGUAGUACAACCAAUAUGUUCAUUGUAAUUCUUUGCAUUUAAUGUUGAUACUGUAAGGGUGUUUCGUUCCCUUUAAAUGAAUCAACACUGCCACCUUCUGUACGAGUUCUUUCUUUCUUUUUUUUUUUUUUUUUUUGCUUUGGGAAAACACUACAAAGGCUGGGAAUGUAUGUUUUUAUAAUUUGUUUACUUAAAUAUGAAAAAUAAAAUGUUAAACUUG